This is a messenger RNA of Electrophorus electricus (electric eel), 1415 nucleotides long. Its product is annotated as calretinin-like. Gene Ontology annotation, molecular function: calcium ion binding. NCBI's taxonomy places the organism in Eukaryota, Metazoa, Chordata, Actinopteri, Gymnotiformes, Gymnotidae. Gene Ontology annotation, biological process: regulation of presynaptic cytosolic calcium ion concentration; regulation of long-term synaptic potentiation. The record is from RefSeq and is a predicted model, not a curated record. Gene Ontology annotation, cellular component: nucleus; synapse; terminal bouton.
AAGUCGAGCCAUUUGAAAUACACAGUGGUCUUUGAGACUGUGAAGGAACUUCUGCCGAACACAGACACAGGAACAGUAAGAGUCAUGUCCAAAAACGCUCAUCAAGCUCCUCGUCUAAAUCUCGCGGAACUUACUGCCAAGCAGUUCACUGACAUCUGGAAUCACUUCGAUAGCGAUGGUAAUGGCUAUAUUGAGGGGAAAGAGCUGGAGAAUUUUUUCCGGGAGUUGGAGACGGCACGUAAAGGGCUAAACGCGGGCCCUGCCAAUGCUGCAUUCAGACAGAAGAUACAGGAGCUCAUGCAUAAAUUUGACCAGAAUGCGGAUGGCAGGAUUGAGAUGUCAGAGCUGGCUCAGAUCCUGCCUACAGAAGAGAACUUUCUCCUAUUUUUUAGACAGUUUGUGGGAUCUAGUGUUGAAUUCAUGGUGGCAUGGAGAAAAUAUGACACUCACCGCAGUGGCUAUAUUGAAUCCAAUGAACUAAAGAGCUUCCUCUCUGAUCUCUUGAAAAAAGCUAAUAGACACUAUGAGGACAAGAAACUGAAUGAGUACACCCAGACUAUACUAAAGAUGUUUGACCUGAAUGGGGAUGGAAAACUAGGACUGUCAGAGAUGGCCAGGUUACUCCCAAUGCAAGAGAACUUCCUGCUCAAAUUUCAGAGCUUUAAAUUGUCUUCUGAUGAGUUUGGUGAGAUAUUCACUUUCUAUGAUAAGGAUAGUAAUGGUUACAUUGAUGAAAAUGAAUUGGACGCUCUGCUGAGGGACCUCUACCAAAAGCACAAAAUGGAGGCUGAUAUACAAAGUUUGGCCAGUUCAAAGAAUUGCAUCAUGGCAUUGUCUGAUAGAGGAAAGCUCUUCCGUACUGAACUGGAGAUUUUGCUGUGCAAGGAGCCCUUUCUCUGAUUCCUGACCUCUAACUCUUGCUCUCUGACCUCAGAGCUUUACCCCACUCAUCCUUUUUCAUCCAAUCCUGGUGCAUGUCCUCACCUCACCUCACCACUUUCCUCUCCAGUCAGUGUAUCAAAUGUGCAAAGCUUUCUGAUCUCUGGGGCUUAUCUCUCCCUGAAAUGUGGCUUCCUGAUAUAUGCUUGUAUAGCUUGUAUUUUUGAAUAUUAGAACUAAUUGUGAUAGUACAGAAAUGGAUAUGUGUAGCUAGUUACUUAUUUGGUGAUAUAUGCUGUCUAAAUUAGUUUUCAUGAAAUCUCUUUUAGUUAAAUCCCCAUUCUGAAGUCCAGAGUGCCAAUGUUAGACAAUACUGUACUGGACACAGAUUAUGGUCCCGUCCUCCUAUGCUAUUUUGUUCUGUUUUUCUUUCUGUUGUCUCUUACUCUCUGUCUCUCUCUCUCUUUCUUUCACAACCCCUCCCCCUUACCCCACUUUGGGUUGAGAUAGAAUGCCUGAGCUGUAUUGUUGUUAUC